This is a messenger RNA of Triticum dicoccoides, 1488 nucleotides long. RefSeq names its product cyanohydrin beta-glucosyltransferase-like. Gene Ontology annotation, molecular function: quercetin 7-O-glucosyltransferase activity; quercetin 3-O-glucosyltransferase activity. The record is from RefSeq and is a predicted model, not a curated record. The coding region runs from base 1 to 1377 and encodes 458 amino acids. NCBI's taxonomy places the organism in Eukaryota, Viridiplantae, Streptophyta, Magnoliopsida, Poales, Poaceae. The transcript has 2 exons.
AUGGCGAGGGAGGUUUUGAUCAAGUCAGGGCUUCAGUUCAACUACCGCUGCCUCCUCCGCGCCAAGGGCGAGGCCGCCGUCCGCCCGCCGCCCGCCGCCGCCGCCCGCUUCCGCGUCGAGGUCAUCGACGACGGCAUGUCCCUCUCCGUGCCGCAGCAUGACGUGGCGGCCCUCGCCGACACUAUGGGCCGCAACUACCCCGGCCCCUUCGGCGGCCUGCUGAGGAGGCUCGCCGACGAGGAGCGCACCGGGGCGCCCCCCUUCACCUGCGUCGUCGCCGACACGGCCAUGGCGUUCGCGGCCACCGCGGCCAGGGAGGCCGACGUGGCGGACGCGCUCUUCUUCAUGGCGUCCGCGGGCGGCCUCAUGGCGCACUCGCAGUUCGAAGAGCUGCUCAGGCGAGGGCUCCUCCCUCUCGAAGAUGGGAGCUGCUUGACCAACGGAUAUUUGGACACGCCACUGGACUGGGUGCCAGGGAUGCAGCAGCACAUGCGGCUGAGGGAUAUGCCGACCUUCUGCCGCAUCACGGACGCCAACGACACCAUGGUGAACGAGAUCAUCGGGCAGAUGAAGAGCGCCGCCGGCUCCAAGGCCAUCAUCCUCAACACCUUCUACGAGCUCGAGAGCGAUGUGGUGGACGCGCUCGCCAUCAUCUUCCCGCCGCCCGUGUACACCGUCGGCCCGCUAGCCCAGGUCAUCGCCUCCUCCUCCUCCGCCGCCAACGACGGCCUCGACGCCAUGGACAUCAGCAUCUGGCAGGAAGACGCGCGAUGCCUCGCAUGGCUCGACGGCAAGCCGGACAAGUCGAUGGUCUAUGUCAACUUUGGCAGCGUCGCCGUCAUGUCGGCCGAGCAGACGCGCGAGUUCGUGCUGGGCCUGGCGAUGUGCGGGUUCCCGUUCCUGUGGGUGAAGCGACCCGACAUCGUGGACGGCGACGACGUGGCGGCGCUCCCGGAGGUGUUCCGCGACGAGCUGGAGCGCGGCGGGGGCCUCGUCGUGCCGUGGUGCCCACAGCCGGCGGUGCUGAAGCACGCGGCGGCGGGCCUUUUCGUGACCCACUGUGGGUGGAACUCGCUUCUAGAGUCGGUGGUGGCCGGCCUGCCGGUUCUCGCCUGGCCGGUCUUCGCCGAGCAGACGACCAACUGCAGGCAGGUGCUUGAGUGCUGGCGGAACGGCAUGGCUCUUCCAGAGGAGGUGGAGAGCGGCGCCGUGUCGAGGCUGGUGAAGGAGAUGAUGGCCGGGGAGUUGGGGAAGGAGAAAAGGGCCAAAGCGGCGGAGUGGAGAGCCGCGGCCGAGGCGGCGGCCAUGGACGGCGGCUCGUCGUUGCGCAGCGUCGACCGACUGGUCAACGAUGUGCUGCUGCUCGGGAACAAGUGAGACUGCAUCCAUUGCUCACUUGUGUUACCACUGUUAUUCAUGUUACUUGAGUAGAGCAUCUACAGAAAUCCGACCCUCCGAUAUUUCAAAUUAGAAAUCCCGAAUACAUAU